Molecule: messenger RNA, 2652 nt
Organism: Physcomitrium patens
Lineage: Eukaryota; Viridiplantae; Streptophyta; Bryopsida; Funariales; Funariaceae
Cellular component (GO): SAGA complex
Source: RefSeq, a predicted model, not a curated record
UUCGACUCCAGUCUGACUUGCUCUUGCAAGCUCACAUUUAGACUUCUCACCCCCAUAGCCAUUGCGUUGCUUCACCCGUUUCUGUACUCUUGUAUAAUUAUCGUUCUCUCGUCCUCAUCCAUGAACUUGUUCGGCUUGCAACGUGGAUUUUGAGCUCUCCGUGGCUCGUUUUAGUCCUAGAUCGCGCAGGCAAGCGUUGAUUUCAGGCAACGCUCCGGGUGCUCGUAGUUUUAAUGCUUUGGCUCGAGGGGUAUAUAUUAUUAAGAGGAGUUCAUGCGGAUCUCAUAAGUGUUUAGGGUGCUGGAUUUGGUGUUAUGAAGUAGAGUAGUUGUAGUUCGUCCAUCUCGAGGUGGUGGUCUUGGAGGAGGUGGCUCUCUCUCGUUGAGCACAGUGGUUGGUCCUUGCCGAUCGCGCUCACCGAAAACUGCAACUGCCUUACAUUUGAGGGAAUGAGGUAGUGCUGUUUUCAUCGACACCUGAAUCACCUUUUUGAUUCCUCGUGUUUCGCACAAGGAAUGGCACUUAAACUUGAUCACCUCGCGUGAUUGGUGGGGUUCACACACUGGAGCAGGUCUUAUGUACCCACAAGCAAAUUCUCAAUGUUGCCCUCAACUCCAUUUGAAGUUACGAAAGGGCAAAUGUCCUCUAUUGCUAAGCUUCGUGCUGCCGGAUCUUCUGUAGAAUUAUCAGCAGAGGAAGAUGCCCAGGCAAGAGCCGCUAUUAUAGCUGUGCAAAAGGAAAUGGAUGAUGCUGAUGAACCAAGUUUUCUCGAAGAAGAAGAUAUGUAUGUAUUUGAUCGAGAGCCCCUUACAGAUGAAUUGAAUCUGGUUUCAUGUAACAUGUGCAAGAAACCCAUCAAGGAUAGUCAGUUUGCUGCACACGCUGAGAGAUGUAGGUCCUUGAACACCCAAGACGAUUCCACACUUGAUAUAGAUGGUGGAGCUGGUCACAAGAAGCCGCCACGCAAGGCACGAAUGAAGUUGACAUCUCAAGAUAAUGACAUUGGAGCAGGAGAUAUGGAACGAUUUCCGUCCGCAGAAGAUGAUGACAUUCAAGAGAAUGCUGGUGUUUCUGGUGGCACUUAUGAAGAUCAACCUCCUGUGUACAGUAGCAAUCCUCGAGGCACAAAGAAAGUUAUGAACAUUUCAGAAGGAACUGUGGUUGCUGCUCCCAAAGUUGGAAGGCCACGAAAGUCAUUAGUUGUUGCUCCAGGAGAUGCUGGAGUUGCUUCAGUUGGAGCUACUCAUUCUGAGGUUGUCCAGCCUCUUCCAAAGCGUCCAAAAUUAUUGACUACAGAGGAGCUGGAUACACUUUGCGGAGUUUUAAUUCCUCAGACUGGCAUUAUGUGUCGGCGAUCCAUAACUUGUAAAUUGCACUCUGAAACAAGUAAGCGAGCAGUAUCAGGACGGCGACGUCCUUACGAUGUCCUACUACGAGAAUUCAAAGCCAACAAACUGGCUGCUGCAUCACAAAAUACGGUUGCAGUUGCAAAUCCUUUGCCAUUGGCUACAAAGGAAUACUGUCACAGGCCAGACCACUGUAUGCGUGCUGUUCUGGGGUCUUUAUUCUCCGAUGCAUGCAGUCGUCGUGCUGGUAACAGAGGGAACAGUCCAGAUAGACUUUCAGGAGAGUUGGGUGGCCAAGUUUUGCCUGCUCUUACUCUUCCAGCAGAUCAGUCUUCUGAUCUGCAGACAUGUCAACUCUCAGGGUUCAACCAGAAAAAGUCUGCAGAUCAGAGGGACAAGGAUGAUAAGAACGCUGCACCUGUUCAAGCGAUACAAAUGGGACGUGUGAAAGCCGAACCGGGGCUCAACCCAGCUGUGGAGUAUGCUCGUCUGAAUAUGACUAGUAUGGGUUUGUCUGGAGUGCCAAAUUAUCAACACCUAGACAACAGGUUGGGGAUGGCAGGGGUUCCCGUUGAUUAUCAACAUUUAGUUAUGACCAAAGGGAGGCCUGUUCAAGGCUUACCAGUUCUAGGUACCAAUGUGCAUGGUACGUCACACGCUUGGUGAUCUUCUCUUCUACCAGAUUGAGUUUUAGUUACUCCCAUCUACUUGUACCAGAAUCCUCAUUCCAGCGCCCUGCCUUCUAAAAAGGAGCUUGUCAUCCUUCACGUACCAAUCAUCCUUCACGUACCUGGUCUGCUGCGCUCUGCCCGGUUAACCAAAGACUGAAAUUGGCUGAAGUAGAUGCUUUUAAUCAACCUGUUAUAUACAACGUCGUACUAACCUCUUAUCGAGUUUAUCGGAUCGUGGAAAAAGUACUGUGUUGCAUAGCAGUUGGAGGCAUUUGUUUAUUUGGAAUAAUAUUCUCCUGAGAAGCUUUGUAGGGACGAUCCAUUCUUACGUUAAUGACAAUUUCUAGUUUAGCGAAUGCAAAAGCUAUGUUUCAGUUGUCACGCUCUGUUUGACUACUUAUCCGUAAGCUCCCUCAUAAUGAUUUCAAAAGCAUGUAGUGUCUCAAGAUUUCCUUGGAAAUCACGUGUGCAGGGAAAUCAGUCUCGGCUGCCCUAGGAAGGUGUCCCAACGAUACAACUUAUUAGUUAGCUGAAUACUCUGAACUACUUCGGAAUAUUGUAUUAUGUUUUUGCGGAAUGUUAACUUGAAAUACUUAAGUAGGAAAUAAAUCUUUGUCAACUUUACUGUGCUUUAA